Prorocentrum cordatum is the source of this 2951-nucleotide messenger RNA. NCBI's taxonomy places the organism in Eukaryota, Dinophyceae, Prorocentrales, Prorocentraceae. The record is from the annotation of a GenBank genome assembly.
AUGUGGCGCACAGGGGGCAGCCGGAAAAGAAAAUCAUGGCGGCCUCCAGCGUGCGCGCCUGGGGAGGGCGACCCUCACGACGGCGACCGCGGCAACCGCGCCAGCGCGCCUCCGCCCGCGGGACCGCACGGUGACCCAGAAGAGCAGUGCUGCUGCCUCCCCCCGCGUGCCUGCUGGGAUGGUUCCGCUUGCGGCGUGUGCCCGGGCGCGCUGACGGUCUGGCGUUCGGCGAGAGGGCCCAGGGGAGACAUGCUGCUGCUCGGCCUCCUGGAGUGCCCGCGCUUGACGGCGCUGGUCCUGCACGGCCUCGGCAUUGAGCUCGGCGAGGCCGUGCCCAUGGCGCAGAGUGGCAGCAGAGUUGUGGAGUCGCUUCGCUGCGCCGUGCGGGGGGCAACUCGAUGGGGGGCGUGGUCGCCAGCGGCGGCCUGGAUUCUCUGCCCUUGGCUCGAGGCCGUCGCGUCGCUGCUGUCGCUCGCCCCAGACUCGCUCUGGUGGGUGGUCGCCUUCGUCAACGCUGGCGCGCUGAGCCUCUGGGCCGACUGGGCCCUCCUCCGGAGGAUUUUGGUCAGGCGGCCGUUCCCGUGGUCUGAGGUUCCAGAGCUGCUGGCGAGCAUCGUCCUCGUCGGGCUCGUCGUCAUCGGCAUCGCGCUGGUGCUCGCCGCCGACGCGCUCGGCGUGCCCGCGGGAAGUCACCUGGCCGGCGCCCUGCUGCGGAUCGCGUGCGCCAGGCACGCGCUGCGGGGUUGCACGCUGCCAGCGAGGCUGCUCGUGGAGGCGGCCCAGCGGGACGGUGGCUGGCAGCGCGCGGGUCUCCGCGCCGCGGCGGGCUGCGCGUGCGCGCUGUCCCUCGCCCUGUGCUCGCUCUCCAGUAACCUGCGGUUCGACCUCUGCACCAUUCUGCUGAUGCUCGGGCCAGGUGCGCUGUGGUGGACGAAGCUCAGCGAGUCUGUGCUCUCGGAUGUCGGCGCCUACGUGCAGCCGAUGAAGAUCGACCGCGCGCGCCUCCUGGAUUCCUCCGUCGAGGCCCUGUCAUCCCUGCCGCCGGCGGAGCUGCGGCGCGGCAUCCCGGCCGUAGCCUUUGUCGAUUCGGGGAGGGCUUCGCGCAGGAGGUCGCCCGAGCUUGCGGAGGACGGGAUCGACGCCGGCGGUAUGGGGAGAGACUGGCUGAACAGAUUCAUCGUCGAGGCCUUCGACCCUGCGAACGGCCUCGUGGACACGGCGACCGUGAACGGCAGGGCGUAUGCCAGGUUGAAGAAGGGCGCCAGCGUUGCGAGGCUGGAAGCGGUCGGCAAGGCCGUGGGCCUGGCACUGCGUGCCGGGCAGCCCUUGGGCGUCGACCUCUGCGCGCCACUCGCGCACCUGCUCGCACACCGGCGCCUGCCGCAGGCGCUGGAGUCGGUGCACGCGGGGCUCGGAGGCGCGGCCGCUCCAGGGCCGCCCGGCGGCGCCCCGCCUUCGGGCAGGCGCUCGGCUGGCUGGGAGCGCCUACAGCUGCGGCUCGCGGCUAGGGGGCGAGCGGUGAGGCGGCUGAAGGCGGCCGCCGAGCAGGUACUCCUCGGCUUCUCGCGGGAGUGGCUGAUCUGGGCGAGCCCGGAGGAGCACGCGUACUGGAGCCGCUGCCUGUCCGAGGACCUGCCGGCGUCGGACAGGGCGGGCCUCGUGGAGGCAGCGGGGGCCGUGACCGUGGACGACGCCCCGGUGACGCUCGAGAAUUUGCCCGAGCACAUGGCCAGGCGCGCGCUGGACGAGCUGCUGUUGGACGUGCGCGAGGAGACCCUCGCGUUAUGGCGGGGCCUCCACUCCAUCCCGCAUGUAAAGGUGCCGCGCCUCGCCAGGGAGGCGCGCUCCAGCAAGCGCCUGCGGCAGUGCGUCGAGGACGAGGAGGAGGCACGGCUGCGGAAGCGGCUGCGGACGGCGGACGCCGGCCAGGCCUCUGCUUCCACCCCGCCGCGCGCGCCGCUCCCCGUAGGCGCGGCCACCGCUGGCCCCGCCGCCCCCGCGCCAGCGGCGGCGCAUGGCGACCUGGGGCCCUCUGGGGACGCUGGCGCGCCCGCCGCUGCGCCGUGGGCCUCGGCGCCGCCGCCCAGCUCGAGCGCCGCGGCCGCGCCGCUGCUACGGCGCGCUGCCCGCGCGUCCGCCGCCGGCCCGCACGCCUUCGCGCCGGGGUCGGCGCCUGAUGGCCUUGGCUCUCUGGGCGAGCUCGGAGAACAGGCCGCCACGCCGUGGGCAGCCACACUGCCGCCCUCCGGCCUGGGCGCCCCGCCGUCGUCUUCAUGCUCAUCUUCGCCAUGCGCUACAUUUACCCACCGGUCGGGGGCGACCUGCAGGCGCGGCUGCGCCAGGAGGUCAAGAAGGUGGCGCGCCGCCAGAGAGCCCACAGGCCAAGCGGCGGCGCCUCGCUUUCGAGCCUAGUCCACUCCAGCAGAGGAUCGCUGGCGAUCCAGAGGUCCCCGUCGAGCAAUGGAUGGAGCUGACUGAAGUCGAAAUCGACGACGAGACUCUUGCAAAGGAAGGGUCGGAGACGUUGGACUGGUUCUGGGCGCACGCCGCUGCCCUGAGCGCCGAGGGGCGGGCCGCCCUCCUGGAGUGGAUCACCGGAUUCCAGCGGCUGCCACCAGGCUCUAGGCUUCCCAGAUGAGGCUUCUACAGGCGGCUUCCCUCCCCCGCAUAGGAAAAUGACCAUCAGGCUGACCAGCUCCGUGGAGAGCCUGCCAGUAGCGCACACCUGCACCUUGCAGCUGGAUUUGCCCGUCAGGUAUGGCUCAGCGCAGACGCUACUGAGAAAGUUGUCUCAGGCGGUGGAGCAGAAGCAUUUCCAUUUGGCAUGAGCCUGUCGGCAUGACCUCAGCCAGGGACCCGUGGAUUCAGGGCAUCUCGUAGCGGAAACCAGAGCAUAGUUCUCGCGUCUACAGAUGCAUCUAUUGCACGGCGCAAGCUUGCUCGCGGGCGUU